This is a messenger RNA of Acanthosepion pharaonis, 1803 nucleotides long. Lineage: Eukaryota; Metazoa; Mollusca; Cephalopoda; Sepiida; Sepiidae. The record is from the annotation of a GenBank genome assembly.
AUGUCAUUAUCUAUCUAUCUAUCUAUUGGUUUGUUUAUUUUAUCUAUCUAUCUAUCUAUCUAUCUAUCUAUCUCAGUCUCUUCAUUAUUCUAUCUAUCUAUCUAUCUAUCUAUCUAUCUAUCUAUCACAGACGCUUCAUUAUCUAUCUAUCUAUCUAUCUAUCUAUCCCAGUCUGUUAAUCCAUUCAUCCAUUCAUCUAUCUAUCUAUCUCUAUCUAUCUAUGUCGCUUCAUUAUCUAUCUAUCUAUCUAUCUAUCUAUCUAUCUAUCUAUCUAUCUAUCUAUCACAGACGCUUCAUUAUCAUCAUCUAUCUAUCUAUCUAUCUCAGUCUGUUAAUCUAUCUAUCUAUCUAUCUAUCUAUCCAUCCAUCCAUCUAUCUAUGUUGCUUCAUUAUCCAUCUAUCAUCCAUCCAUCUAUCUAUCUAUCUCAGUCUGUUAAUCUAUCCAUCCAUCUAUGUCGCUUCAUUAUCCAUCUAUCUAUCUAUCUAUCCAUCUAUCCAUCUAUCUCAUCUGUUAAUCAUCUAUCCAUCCAUCCAUCCAUCUAUCUAUCUAUCUAUCUAUCCAUAUCUAUCUAUGUCGCUUCAUUAUCCAUCCAUCUAUCUAUCUAUCUAUCUAUCUAUCUAUCUAUCUAUCUCAGUCUGGUAAUUUUCAUCAUCUAUCUAUUCAUCUAUCUAUCUAUCUAUCUAUCACAGACGCUUCAUUAUCUAUCUAUCUAUCUAUCACAGACGCUUCAUUAUCUAUCUAUCUAUCUAUCUAUCUAUCUAUCUAUGUCACUUCAUUAUCUAUCUAUCUAUCUAUCUAUCUAUCUAUCUAUCUAUGUAGUGUUUAAAAAUAUCAUCAGAAAGUUUUCAAAAUGCGGGAAAAGUUCACGGAACUGGCGAUUUCCGUUUAAUGAGGCCGAGUUCAAAGGCUGGUUUUAUCUAUCUAUCUAUCUAUCUAUCUAUCUAUCUAUCUAUCUAUCUAAGUCUGUUCAUUAUUCAUCAUCUAUCUCAGUCUGUUCAUUAUCUAUCUAUCUAUCUCAGUCUGUUCAUUAUCAUUCUAUCUAUCUAUUCAUCUAUCGAUCGAUCUAUCUCAGUCUGUUCAUUAUCUCAUCCAUCUAUCUAUCUAUCUAUCUAUCUAUCUCAGUCUGUUCAUUGUCUAUCUAUCUAUCUAUCUAUCUCAGUCUGUUCAUUAUCUAUCCAUCUAUCUAUCUAUCUAUCUAUCUAUCUCAGUCUGUUCAUUGUCCAUCUAUCUAUCUAUCUAUCUAUCUCAGUCUGUUCAUUAUCUAUCUAUCUAUCUAUCUAUCUAUCUAUCUAUCUAUCUAUCUCAGUCUGUUCAUUAUCUAUCUAUCUAUCUAUCUAUCUAUCUAUCUAUCUAUCUAUCUAUCUCAGAAUGUUCUUAAUCUCUAUGGCAGAUUCAGUUUCACAAAAAGUAUUUAUCCCCCGUCGCGCCAUGUUUUUCUUUGUUCUUUCUUUUGUCCUUCAUUCGCUCUUUUUCCAUACCUAACUCUCUGUCCAUUUCUCUUUAUUUCUGUUUCUCUUCUCCCCCUCUCUAUCUUUAUCAUAAACUUAAUGUCUACUUCUUUCUCACCCUAUCUCUCUUUCAGACACUCUUUUUCUACAUCCAUUGCUCUUUCUUCGCUUCUCAUUUUCUCAUUCUUAUUCCCUCAUUGGCUUACUCUUUUCUCGUCCCGUCACGUACCCUCUCCUUUACUAUCGCUUCUUCCCUAUCAUUUUCUCUUACUCUCUCUUCUUAAAACUGUCUUUUCUCCAACUGUCAGUCGCUUCAUUCUCUCUCUUUCUCCCUUAAUCAAUUCCUUCAUCUAA